AGGACCGGCAUUAGACGUUUCGGCGUGCGACUUAUCGCACUACACCGCGGGCCGCCUCGCUGAAGUCGUGUGAUCCGCGGGCGAAACCGUUACUCCGACGGGCGUUCGUGAUAGGUACGUGUUUUUUAUUUUUAAAAAAAUGUUCAAAACAAUUUAUGGAAACCAUUCGAUUGCUGUCACACACCAUCGUAUACGGUCCGGUAUCGACGUAAUCGGAAUAUACGUACAGUAGACUAUCGGUCAACUGUUAUAAUAUUAUUGUUGUCGUUAAUCGUUUUCGACGAUAAAGUUCUACAAGAUAAUUGCGUCCAGCAUGUACAAUAAUAUAUAUAUUAUUAUUAUGUGACAAUAUCUCUGGUUCGUUACACCGAUAAAAGACGCAUUCUGACACUUUCAUAAAUCAUACUGAACUGUUAUUACAAUAAUAAUAUUUCAAUCGUUGUUGUUGUUAUUGUUGUUGUCGUUGUCGUUGUGUACGGGACGACUAUGCUACGGAGAGCCAACUCAAUCGUCGGUGGACGAACAAUAAUAUUAUUAAGAUACGAUAUUGUUUAAUUUAAAACAGUUUAAGACGAACGAAAUGAACGCUCUAUUAUAUCUAUUUACGCUGUACAUACUUGAAUGUGUUGGCUUAAGGGACUUGAAAAUCCACGUCCCAGUGGCAGUGCGAUCUGGAUCCAUACUGAGAAUGAACUGUACAUACGAUUUGGAAAAUACGGCACUGUAUUCAAUAAAAUGGUAUCUGAGGGAUCAAGAAUUCUAUCGAUACGUGCCAAAAGAAUCGCCUCCCACCCGUGUAUUUCCAAUGCCUGGAAUUAUAGUUAAUGUACAAGAAUCCGACGAGAACAAAGUAACCAUUGUGAACGUCCAAAGGGAAUUGACGGGAUAUUAUAAAUGCGAAGUCUCAGCGGACGCACCGCUGUUCCACACCGGUAUUAAGACAAAACUCACAUACGUCACUAAUGAACCGUCAUUCCCUCCGACGUUGCAGUCGAACAGAAUGAAGUACUCAGCGGGUGAUCUAAUUAACGUCAGUUGCAUUGCAGGCGAAAGCUAUCCAGCUGUCAACAUUAGUUGGUUCUUAAAUAAUCAAACGGCGCAAACCAUGAAAUCGGUACGUAUCAAGACUGCUUUCGAACAAAAUAAAGUUACCGAAAUGGUGGUCAUGAGAUCGUAUCUAAUGACAAGAGCUAAUACGUUGUUAUUUCCGACUGGCCGCAUUAAAGUAAUGUGUGAAAUUUCUCAAUUCGACUUGUACAAAUCGUCGUCUGAAAUAGAACUGGUUGACAACGCACCACCAAAAUCGGCGCAGGUCAUCGCUCCGAGUCUGUCACCACAUUCUACAGGUAAAGCUCCGAGAUUACAGAAUUGGGCAUCGAUUACGUUCAUCGUGUUGUUUAUCGCCAACACCAAACUACUGUAAUCAUAGGUAAUAUUCAUAACUGAGAUGGAACUGACCGGCUACGUUACACAAUUAUUCAAAUAAUACAAUAAAAUAUAAAAUAAUAGAAAGUCGAUAUAGUCUUAUAAUACAUAAGAUAAUUAAAAAUAUAUAUUAUAAUGAUGUUUACCUAUUGACCUGUGCAAGCACUAGAUUUUUUAAGUUAAUGUGUUCUAUUAAUUUGUUGAUUAUGUGUAAUUAUUAUUGUUAAGCUGAUAAAAAUAA
Myzus persicae (green peach aphid) is the source of this 1666-nucleotide messenger RNA. RefSeq lists its product as uncharacterized. The transcript has 7 exons. Bases 581 to 1423 code for a protein of 280 amino acids. NCBI's taxonomy places the organism in Eukaryota, Metazoa, Arthropoda, Insecta, Hemiptera, Aphididae. The record is from RefSeq and is a predicted model, not a curated record.